Aspergillus luchuensis is the source of this 993-nucleotide messenger RNA. RefSeq lists its product as uncharacterized. The transcript is spliced from 2 exons. Bases 1 to 993 code for a protein of 330 amino acids. NCBI's taxonomy places the organism in Eukaryota, Fungi, Ascomycota, Eurotiomycetes, Eurotiales, Aspergillaceae. The record is from RefSeq and is a predicted model, not a curated record.
AUGGACAAUUACGGAAGUAUUAAGUUAACUGAUGGAUUGGCAGACGGUGAAAAGCCCUUUACAACACCAUCGCAGGUGUUCUACACUACUACUGGACUUCGAGCGGUAGACCCAGGUUCCGCCAAAGCGAGUUGUCCACAUGCCCAUAUUGGGCCAUUGAGAAGGGGACAUAUCCUCUAUCGCCUGGACGGAAGUCCCGAUAAUAAUGCCUCAUACGAAACUGUGGCAAUAAGAUCUAUAGAAGUGGGCCCCGAAACAGAGCAGAAAGUUUACAGCGUGUCGCUGUGGGCAGGCGAGCAAUCGCAUCACGCGAACGGUUACCUUCUUGCCAUCAAUGAUCCCAACAGAGCUGUGGAAGCCGCGGCCCGUGCCCUUCGUGCCCUUCCACCGAAGAAGCGGAUUUCACUUCUUGCAUCAUUUCACGAGCUCAGUUCGACGUUCACGAAGAACGACAUUCAAGCUAUCCAUGAGCGACUGAAUUUCGAACUCUUUGGAAGUUAUGGGAAAAGAGAGGAAGGCCUAAUUUCACGGUCCGAAAUCUUCCCGGCCCUGGUCUCUCCAAUUGACCAGCUAAAAGCGAUGAAAUACAACCCUCGACAACUACCCAAUGGUGUGCCUCUGGACAGGAUACAAAGGAGAUUUUCGCUGUUAGCAAUAGGCGACUCCAACUUGCCUUCGGCAUACACGCUGCCCGACUUGAGCGUCAUAGAUGACUGUAUUCUUAUAGAUGACGUGCCUCAGAUGAGAUGCGAGGUGAACCACCAUAGGAGAACGUUUCAAUGGACACGCAGAGUUCAAGAAAAUAUGUUUGAACAUGGAGUUCUGUCUCUUUACAACCAUGGGCUGUCAGGCAAGGGUGUGGUACUCAUUUCUCCCACAGAUGCACCAGAAGAUUGCUCAAAGAAGGAUGUCCAAGCAUUUGAGGCAUUGCCCAAAAGUGUAGCAAAAAAACAUCCAGCUGCUUCACGCCAAGCGGCAAGCGGGCGAACCUGA